This is a messenger RNA of Acaulospora colombiana, 1113 nucleotides long. Lineage: Eukaryota; Fungi; Glomeromycota; Glomeromycetes; Diversisporales; Acaulosporaceae. The record is from the annotation of a GenBank genome assembly.
AUGCCUGAAAUAACUGUCACUGUCAAGUGCUCUAAUGACCAAAAAUAUAGCGUGACGAUAGACACCUCUAAAACUGUACUGGAAUUUAAAAAUGCCAUUGCUGAAAAAAGCAACACUGCAGCGGACAAACAAAGGUUGAUAUAUUCUGGGAGAGUCUUAAAAGACAAUGACACCCUUGAGACUUACAAGAUCACUGAAGGUCACACUGUGCACAUGGUGAGAAGUCAGGCUUCCACCGCAACACAAAAUCAUUUUAAAACAUUAUCACCGUGUUCCACGGAGAUUUUUGCAUUGCGAGAUUCAUCCCAGACAUCGUCACGAACUACAUCUUCCGCAACGACCUCAACGACUUCGGAAAACCCUCCGCCAACAACGCAACCAGGUGUUCCUCCUUUCACAUUCCCUCCAACGAAUCCAUUCAUUCCAACUCCAUUUGGAUAUGGAGGCUCUAAUCAAAAUCCAUAUGGUUUUCCGAAUGCGAACCUGAUGAUGAUGGAACAGAUUAUGCAGAACCCGGUUAUGAUGCAACGCAUUCAGCAAAUGAUUCAGGAUCCAACAUUUAUUGAUAGCAUGAUUGCCAUGUACCCAAAUCUUUCACAGUUAGAACCUCAGAUUAGACAGAUGUUUCAGGAUCCGGAGGUCCUGGCUUUAAUGUCAAAUCCCGAAGUAAUUAGGAAUAUGGCCACCAUGAACCCGAAUUUUUUCAACGGUAGCGGCGGCGGCGGCAUUCCUGGAUUCCCCGGAUCAAACACUCCAGCAACCACCAAUAACAACGCAACCACCAAUCCUUCUGAUCCUUCGUCGAGGACAACCAAUGCCGACACUACUUCUCCUACCAAUCCUGCAACACCCGCAAAUAAUCUGCCAUUCUUUAAUCCCACACAAGCUUUCAUCCCACUGUUUGAUCCAACAUUAUUGGGGGCUCUUGCAAUGCCUCCCACGGCCUCACCGGCUGCACCACAAAUACCACCGGAAGAAAGGUUUCAGGUUCAACUUCGACAGUUAAAUGAGAUGGGAUUUUUUGAUGCUCAGAAAAAUAUCCGUGCAUUGCAAGUGUGUCAGGGCGAUGUUAAUUUAGCUAUCGAGCGACUGUUAGACCCUUCAUUUAAUUGA